This is a messenger RNA of Symbiodinium natans, 3798 nucleotides long. Lineage: Eukaryota; Dinophyceae; Suessiales; Symbiodiniaceae. The record is from the annotation of a GenBank genome assembly.
AUGGACAAGCGAACCGUUGGCUGCUUGGGCGGAGGGCAGCUGGGCCGAAUGAUGGUCUACGCCGCGCACCGGCUGGGAGUGAAGAUGUGCGUGCUCGAUCCGCUUGGGGAGAAGUCUCCCGCCGGGCAGGUCGCAGAGAUGUCGGUCAUGGGCAGCUUCCAGGAUGCCGACAAGGUUCGGGAGUUGGCGAAGAAGUGCGACAUCCUCACUUUGGAGGUGGAGCACGUCAACGCGGAGGUGCUGGAGGAGCUCCAUCAGGCGGGCGUUCCCGUGCAGCCUUUGCCCUUCGUGGUGAAGCUGAUCCAGGACAAGUAUGUCCAGAAGGUGCACCUGCAAAAGCAUGGCGUGCCCCUGCCCGACUUCGAGAAGGUCGAAACCGAAGCUGACUUGCACAGCAUCGGCGAGCGAUUUGGCUACCCCAUGAUGCUGAAGAGCCGAUACGGCGCCUACGACGGGAAGGGCAACGCCGUCGUGCCGAACGCGCAGGGCAUCACGGCAGCCUUCGAGAAGCUUGGCGGCAAUGUCGGCAAGAAGCUUUACGUCGAGAAAUGGGCUCCUUUCAAGAUGGAGCUGGCGGUCAUGGUUGCCAGAGGAGUGGAUGAGACCAUGAACGUCACCAUGCGCACCUACCCAGUGGUGCACACGGUGCAGCGGGACAGCGUUUGCUUCACUUGCCUCACCCCGCCGGUGGGAGUCACGCAGAAGCAGCAGGAACUGGCGCAGAAGAUCGCCACGGACGCCAUCAAGAGCUUCGGCGAUGCCCGAGGCAUCUUCGGCGUGGAGAUGUUCCUUCUCGAGGACGGGUCGGUGCUCCUGAACGAGAUCGCGCCCAGGCCACACAACACCGGCCACUACACCAUGGAAGCCUGCGGCGUCGACCAGUUCGAGCAGCACCUGCGCUGCGUCUUGGGCCUCCCCCUAGGUGACUGCCAGCUCCGCGUCGGUGGUGCCAUGAUGGUGAACAUCCUGGGACAGGGUGAGACCCCCGAGAUGGUGACGAAGACCAUGGCGCCCCUAAGGCAGGCGCUGAACGUGCCGGAUGCCGGCAUCCACUGGUAUGGCAAGGAGGGCUGUGUGAAGGGCCGGAAGAUGGGCCACAUCACCGUGACGGGCUUCACGCCGGCCAGUGCCUUGGAGCAGAUCCGACCUGUCUUGGUGGCCUUAGAUGGCGACGACGCCGCCGACAAGAUGGAUGUUCCCAGCAAGCCUUCGCCCAGCGUGGGCAUCAUCAUGGGCAGCGACAGCGAUCUUCCCACCAUGAAGGAUGCAGCUCAGGUUCUCAGUGACUUCGGCAUCCCCUAUGAGAUCAGCAUUGUCUCGGCCCACCGCACGCCCGAAUACAUGUAUGAGUACGCGACCACCGCGGAAGCCCGAGGCAUCAACGUGAUCAUCGCGGGCGCCGGCGGUGCCGCGCACUUGCCCGGGAUGGUGGCAGCCCUGACGCCCUUGCCCGUGAUCGGCGUCCCUGUGAAGUCUUCCACCCUCAGUGGCAACGACUCGCUGCUGUCCAUUGUGCAGAUGCCCAAAGGCAUUCCCGUGGCCACGGUCGCCAUCGGCAACGCGGCCAAUGCCGGGCUCCUGGCCGUCCGUAUCCUGGGAGCCGCCAACCCAGGACAGAGGCAGAAGCUGGGCAGGAAGAUGUCCCGCUACAUGGCCAAUGAGGCGGCGGCUGUGGAGAAGAAGCGCCGGCAGCUCGAGCAGCAGGGCUGGCAAGCGUACCUGGCCGUCGCCAAUGGUGUCAACGGCGGCCUCAAUGGUGCACGAUCUUCGACAGAAGCCACAGUUACAGCCCUGAAUCAUAGGAGUGCAGAUGCCAAAGCACCGUUUGCGAUCGUGCAGCUGAACAGGAGCCGCGGACAUCACUUCCCACUCGGGCAGUUCACGUGUGGGAUUAGGUGCAUGUCCACUUUUCUGCUCAUUCUUGGGGGGGGCCAUCGGCAUAUGCUGGGCCCAAGCCAUUUCCUCGUGAGCGCCCGCCCGCCCGUCCUCUUCGAACUUUUUCAUCUCGAUACCGACGCCAUGGACAAGCGAACCGUUGGCUGCUUGGGCGGAGGGCAGCUGGGCCGAAUGAUGGUCUACGCUGCGCACCGGCUGGGAGUGAAGAUGUGCGUGCUCGAUCCGCUUGGAGAGAAGUCUCCGGCCGGGCAGGUCGCAGAGAUGUCGGUCAUGGGCAGCUUCCAGGAUGCCGACAAGGUUCGGGAGUUGGCGAAGAAGUGCGACAUCCUCACUUUGGAGGUGGAGCACGUCAACGCGGAGGUGCUGGAGGAGCUCCAUCAGGCGGGCGUUCCCGUGCAGCCUUUGCCCUUCGUGGUGAAGCUGAUCCAGGACAAGUAUGUCCAGAAGGUGCACCUGCAAAAGCAUGGCGUGCCCCUGCCCGACUUCGAGAAGGUCGAAACCGAAGCUGACUUGCACAGCAUCGGCGAGCGAUUUGGCUACCCCAUGAUGCUGAAGAGCCGAUACGGCGCCUACGACGGGAAGGGCAACGCCGUCGUGCCGAACGCGCAGGGCAUCACGGCAGCCUUCGAGAAGCUUGGCGGCAAUGUCGGCAAGAAGCUUUACGUCGAGAAAUGGGCUCCUUUCAAGAUGGAGCUGGCGGUCAUGGUUGCCAGAGGAGUGGAUGAGACCAUGAACGUCACCAUGCGCACCUACCCAGUGGUGCACACGGUGCAGCGGGACAGCGUUUGCUUCACUUGCCUCACCCCGCCGGUGGGAGUCACGCAGAAGCAGCAGGAACUGGCGCAGAAGAUCGCCACGGACGCCAUCAAGAGCUUCGGCGAUGCCCGAGGCAUCUUCGGCGUGGAGAUGUUCCUUCUCGAGGACGGGUCGGUGCUCCUGAACGAGAUCGCGCCCAGGCCGCACAACACAGGCCACUACACCAUGGAAGCCUGCGGCGUCGAUCAGUUCGAGCAGCACCUGCGUUGCGUCUUGGGCCUCCCCCUAGGUGACUGCCAGCUCCGCGUCGGUGGUGCCAUGAUGGUGAACAUCCUGGGACAGGGUGAGACCCCCGAGAUGGUGACGAAGACCAUGGCGCCCCUAAGGCGGGCGCUGAACGUGCCGGAUGCCGGCAUCCACUGGUAUGGCAAGGAGGGCUGUGUGAAGGGCCGGAAGAUGGGCCACAUCACCGUGACGGGCUUCACGCCGGCCAGUGCCUUGGAGCAGAUCCGACCUGUCUUGGUGGCCUUAGAUGGCGACGACGCCGCCGACAAGAUGGAUGUUCCCAGCAAGCCUUCGCCCAGCGUGGGCAUCAUCAUGGGCAGCGACAGCGAUCUUCCCACCAUGAAGGAUGCAGCUCAGGUUCUCAGUGACUUCGGCAUCCCCUAUGAGAUCAGCAUUGUCUCGGCCCACCGCACGCCCGAAUACAUGUAUGAGUACGCGACCACCGCGGAAGCCCGAGGCAUCAACGUGAUCAUCGCGGGGGCCGGCGGUGCCGCGCACUUGCCCGGGAUGGUGGCAGCCCUGACGCCCUUGCCCGUGAUCGGCGUCCCUGUGAAGUCUUCCACCCUCAGUGGCAACGACUCGCUGCUGUCCAUCGUGCAGAUGCCCAAAGGCAUUCCCGUGGCCACGGUCGCCAUCGGCAACGCGGCCAAUGCCGGGCUCCUGGCCGUCCGUAUCCUGGGAGCCGCCAACCCAGGACAGAGGCAGAAGAUGUCCCGCUACAUGGCCAAUGAGGCGGCGGCUGUGGAGAAGAAGCGCCGGCAGCUCGAGCAGCAGGGCUGGCAAGCGUACCUGGCCGUCGCCAAUGGUGUCAACGGCGGCCUCAAUGGUAGCCUCAAUGGAAACCUCAAUGGCAAGCACUGA